AUGGAAUCACCUGUUGUAGAGGGUAAUAGUGGCGAAGUUGCAACACCAACACUUCCACAACCACCAACACCAGUUAGUAGCAAUAUUAGGGUUGUAUGUAGAGUAAGACCAUUAACUGAAUUGGAGAAAGGAAGAAACGAACAUUCUAUUGUACAUUUUUUCGAUUCAAAGUCUAUCUCAAUUAGAGCCAAUGGUCCUCAAUUUACAUUCGAUCGUAUCUUUGGUUACCAAGAGACACAAUCUCAAAUAUUUGAAGAUGUUGCAGAACCUAUAGUAAAUGAUUUCUUGGAUGGUUAUCAUGGUACAAUUAUUGCAUAUGGUCAAACUGCAUCAGGUAAAACAUUUACAAUGGUUGGUGAUCCAGAUUCACAUGGUAUCAUUCCUAGAGUUAUCGAGAGUAUUUUUGUGGGUAUUUCAAAGAUGAGAGAAAAAGAUACUUCAUUAUCACUUGCAUUUUGUUUGAAAAUAUCUGCAUUGGAAUUGUAUAAUGAGAAACUUUAUGAUCUUUAUGAUGCUUCAAAAAGUAAUCUUAACAUUAGAGAGCACAAACAAAAUGGCAUCUAUGUUGAAGGUAUAAGUGAAAUAGUUAUCACAAGUAUUGAAGAAGCAUAUAAUUUUUUAAAUAUUUCAAAUAAUAAUAGAGCAAUUGCUUCAACAAAAAUGAGUGCUGCAAGUUCAAGAAGUCAUUCAGUAUUAAUGAUUGAAUUAUCACAACAAAAUUUAUCAAUGGAAAGUUCAAAAAUUUCAAAAUUAUUUUUGGUAGAUUUAGCAGGUAGUGAGAGAGCACAUAAAACUGGUGCAGAAGGUGAUCGUAUGCAAGAAGCAAAGAAUAUUAAUUUAUCAUUAUCAGCAUUGGGUAAAGUUAUUAAUGCAUUGACAUGUGGUGCAAACUAUGUUCCAUAUCGUGAUAGUAAACUCACUAGAGUUUUACAAGAUUCAUUAGGUGGUAACUCAAAGACAUCACUAAUCAUCAAUUGUUCACCAAGUAAUAACAAUGAACAUGAAACCAUUACAACACUUCAAUUUGGUACACGUGCAAAAACCAUUAAAAAUCAACCAAAGAUUAACAAAAAAAUCACAUAUCAUGAAUUAGAGUUAUUCAUCAUUAAAUUAGCUAAAGAUUUAGAGAAAAGUCGUAAAGAGUGUGAAGAGAUUACAAGAAGUAAAAAUUUAGAGAUUAAUAAUCUUUUAAUUCAAUUGGAAAAUAAUCAAAAAAUGGUUGUAGAAAGUAAUCAAAAGUUAGAGUUAUUAAAUAGUCAAAUUUCAAGUAAUCAUUCAUUUGAUAAUACUUUUAAAGAAAUUGAAAAUACUUGUGAAAAUAGUAAAAUCAUUUUUGAUGAUUUAAAUGAUCAUAUUAAUAAUAAUAAUAAUGUUGAUGAAAAUAAUAAUACCAAUAAUAAUGAUAAUAAUAAUAAUGAUAAUAAUAACAAUAAUCAAUAUCAAGAAGAAUCAAAUCAAUAUCAACAAGAAAAUAAUCAAAAAGAUGGUGAUCAAAAUAAUUCUAGCUUUGAUUCAAUUAAAGUUGAAGAUUUAAGAGAUUUAGAUGAUGAACCUGAUAUUGAGGAUAUAAUUUUAAAUAGUACUUUAGGCAAUAUUUCUGAUGAUGAUGAUGAUGACGAUGAUCAUCAUAGCAACAAUAACAAUGUAGAUGAUAAUAAUAAUGGUGAAAUCAAUAACGAUAGUGAUGGUUAUUUAAAUCGUUCAUUAAAAGAUAUUAAAAUUCCCGAGAUUUCUGAUUUAAAUGAUCACAACAUUAAUAAUAAUAACAACAACAACAACAACAUAAACAAUGAUAACAAUAGUAAUAGUGGUGGUUUGAGAGUAUCAACUUCUUAUAUUACUUCAUCACCAAAUUUAUCACCAUCAAAGAGUAUGGAUGUCAAUAAUUCUCCUCCUCUCUUUAGCUAUUUUAAAACUAAAGAUUUUCCACCAUCAUCUGAUGAAAAUGAUAAGUUUUUUAAUGAUUUAAUAGCCAAAGGAGAAAAUGAACAACAACAACAACAACAACAACAUAAUGAUGAUGAUGAAGAUAUUAAAUCAACCACCUCAAAUGCAACAACAACAACUAUAACUACAAUAGAUAUGAAUGCAUCACAUCCAUCAGGUAUUGAUGAUCCAAUAGAGUUUACAAUUAUUAAAUCUGAUAAAACUAUUACAUCAACAAUCGAAAGAGAAACCAUUCAACCUUCUUCAUUAUCAAAUUCUACAUCACUUUUAGAUAUUGAAACUGUAGAAUCUUCAACAUUACCAGCUCCCCCACCUGUUACAACUACUACAACCUUAACAACCGUUACAACUACUAAACUCACAAAAACAACAAAUAUACCAUCAAAUACAAAUGAUAUCAAUAGCAUUGAUGAUUUUGGUUUCUCAAAGAUUGAAGAAGAGGGAUCAUCAAGCAAUCGUAAACCAAAUGAUACUGCUAUUCUUUCAUUUGGCGAUGAUGAUGAUGAAGAAAAUGAGGAUAAUGAAAAUGAAGAUGUCAUCGUUGAUAGUGACGAAGAUACUCACUCUGGUAAAAAUAAUUUAUUAAAUACAUUUAAAAACGAUCAUCAUCGUGGUGAUUUUGGUGCAACUCCAACCAAAUCAAUAUUUAACAAAAAUGGAAAUAUUACAAUUAAAGAAUUUGAAACCCCACAACAACAACAACAACAACAACAACAACAACAACAACAACAACAACAACAACAACAACAACAACAACCCCUCAUUCUUCAAACAACUUCCACUAAUCCAACAAUCAUUUCAAUAAAAAGUAAUAAAGAACCAUCUCCAUCAUCAUCAACAACAACAUCAAUUAAAAAAAAAAAUUUUAACAAACGUAGAUCCUGGAUUAUUUUUACCAUAAUUUUAACCAUAACUUUAGUUUCAAGCUCACUCUUAUGUUUAUAUCUUCCAGAAUAUAAAGAAAGAUUAGUCCAACGUAGAGGUUAUUUGAAUAAAUUAGGAAUCUAUUCUGACUACCCAACAAAUGAAAAAAUAUCACUCGCCCAACACAACCAAAUUUCGUUAGCUAAAGAAUUAUAUGGUGGAAACAGUAAACAAUAUUAUGAUGAAAUGUCAAGCUUUAAUACUGCCUACAAUCAUUUAAUUGAAAUGAACCACUUAGAGACUGCUGUUUCAAAAAUUUUUGGAUCUGCAAUUGAUUUAAGAUUUUCUGGAGACGAUGUAAUUAAUUCAAUCGAAUGUAAAAGGGCAAUCCAUAAACUUAAAACAAACAAUUAUGUUAAUGGAGAUUUAGACCAACAACAACAACAACACAAUUAUAUAACCAAAAUAGAUCAACUUUCAGAACAAUCAAAAGAACAAAACCAAUUGAUUGAAAACUUUAAAUUGGAUUUGAAAAAUAAAACAAGUGAAAUCGAAAAAUUGGAAAAAGAAAUUAAACAAAAGGAUAAUAAGAUUAAAGAAAAAGAAGAAAAAAUAGAAUUAAUUGAAUCACGAGUCUUAAAUGAAGAAAAAGGAGGUGAAAAGGUAUUGGAAGAUCAAAUAAUUUCCCUUAGAAAUGAUAAAAAUACUUUAUCCACCCAAAUAUUAAAUUUGGAAGGUGAUAAGAAAUCUUUGGGUGUUCUUGUUAUUAAAUUGAAUUCUGACAAGACCGAGAUUCAAAAUGAAGUCAAAGAAUUAAAAAGAAAAGUUCAGGAACUUGAAGAUGCUCCAAUCGCAUUGAUUCCAAAUCCAUUUGUUAAAUGGGUCAAAUCUUUCUAUGUUGAAAAGAAAUCUUGGUUUGUUGAAAAUAUUUAUAAAAUUUGGAAUUGGUUUAAAUAA
Messenger RNA from Dictyostelium discoideum AX4, 3768 nucleotides. RefSeq lists its product as hypothetical. The coding region runs from base 1 to 3768 and encodes 1255 amino acids. Gene Ontology annotation, cellular component: cytoskeleton; nuclear membrane. Gene Ontology annotation, biological process: microtubule-based movement. The transcript has 4 exons. The record is from RefSeq and is a predicted model, not a curated record. Lineage: Eukaryota; Evosea; Eumycetozoa; Dictyosteliales; Dictyosteliaceae. Gene Ontology annotation, molecular function: microtubule binding; microtubule motor activity; ATP binding.